Lemur catta (Ring-tailed lemur) is the source of this 1662-nucleotide messenger RNA. RefSeq names its product lymphocyte specific protein 1 (gene LSP1). Lineage: Eukaryota; Metazoa; Chordata; Mammalia; Primates; Lemuridae. The record is from RefSeq and is a predicted model, not a curated record. Gene Ontology annotation, molecular function: actin binding. The coding region runs from base 159 to 1166 and encodes 335 amino acids. The transcript is spliced from 11 exons. Gene Ontology annotation, biological process: signal transduction.
GAGUCCCGUAGGUUCCAAACCUCAACCUGCAGCCGGAAGGGGAAGUGAAACCCGGCGGGAGGUGGGGGCCCGGCCGGCCACCCCAGGAAGCACCGACAGCCGCGCAGCCACACCGGAACCGGCCCAGCACCCUGUGGGGCCCAGACGCACGCAGGCUGAUGGCGGAGGCUCCGAACGACCCCGGCUCUGAGGAGCAGGAGGAGUUGCUGGGGCUCACCACCCAGUUGAGUGUGGAGGAUGCGGACGAGGCCGCCUGUGAGCAACGCCGGCAUGAGCAAGACAGGCAGCUGCGGGCCCAGGACGAGGACGGAGGUGGCCAGUCCCUGGAGCGGCCAGAGCAGGAGACGCUCCUCGGCCUGGAGCCCUCAGAGGUCCCUGAACUGGACGAGGACGAGGGUUUUGGUGACUGGUCCCAGAAGCCAGAGCAGCGGCCUGGCUGCGGGGCCGGGGGGAACCCGGGCAGUGGAGAGCCCCCUCGGUGUGAGAGUCCGGAGGGCAAGCCGGAAGCACAAAGGCCCUGCCCGCACACCUGUGGGAGUGAGGAUGGGGACCUGUGCCCGGAUGAGGUCCCCUUGGAGGAGCCGGGUCUGAGCCAGGAGAGGCCCGGCCCACGCGAGGCUGUCCAGGACACGCUGGGUGCGGCGGAGGCUGAGGAGGCAGAGGAGGAGCACCAGACAGGCCGGCCGCACAGGACACCCAGCCCCCUGGGCUCCCCUCCCCUGAGCCCCACGACCAAACUCGCCGACAGGACGGAGUCCCUGAACCGCUCCAUAGGGAAGAGCAACAGCGUGAAGAAAUCCCAGCCUGCCCUGCCCAUCGCCAAGAUCGACGAGCGGCUGGAGCAGUACACGCAGGCCAUCGAGAGUGCCGGCCGGACCCCCAGGCUGGCCCGCCAGGCCUCUGUGGAGCUUCCCAGCAUGGCCGUCGCCAGUACCAAGAGUCGGUGGGAGAUGGGAGAGGUGCAGGCUCAGUCCGCGGCCAAGACCCCUUCCUGCAAGGACAUUGUAGCUGGAGACAUGAGCAAGAAGAGCCUCUGGGAGCAAAAGGGAGGCUCCAAGACCUCGUCCACAGUGAAGAGCACCCCGUCUGGGAAGAGGUAUAAGUUUGUGGCCACUGGACACGGGAAGUACGAGAAGGUGCUGGUGGACGGGGGCUCGGCGCCCUAGGCCUGCCGCACCCUCCAUGUUCCCAGGGGAGACUCCGGCCAGACACCUGCCCCUAGCCCUCGCUAAGAAGUUGCUUCCUGUCACCAGCCUGGCCCACUCUCCUUUGACACCCCCACACCCGCCUUGGCCCACCCGCCUUUGUCACCCCCCACUACCUCCUUUUGCUCCUGGACCCUCCAAGCCUCUCUCCCCUCCCACUCUCUGACCCCAGCUCUGCCUCUGACUGCUUGGGGGAGGAGAGAGACUCCUGAUCAUAGACCAAAGGGACUGCCCCCCAGAGAGGCCAAGAGCUCUCGGGAAAGGCAGAAGAACAAGGUGCCACCUGUGCAGAGAGGGGGCCGGUCACCCCACCAGAUCUGAGGGGUACCUGCAGGGUGAUCUCCAGGCCAAGAGCCACUGACACCUGCACUGGAUGCUCAGGACUCUGUGCCCCUCCUGCCCCCUGCUUGCACCGCUGCCCUCCCCACAUCAUGCAAUAAAGCUCCUUGUGUCCCCA